Molecule: messenger RNA, 717 nt
Organism: Penicilliopsis zonata CBS 506.65
Lineage: Eukaryota; Fungi; Ascomycota; Eurotiomycetes; Eurotiales; Aspergillaceae
Exons: 1
Coding region: 1-717 (238 amino acids)
Source: RefSeq, a predicted model, not a curated record
AUGGCCAACUAUCUAACCUGGAAACCCGAUCUAGGGAACCCCGAAAAGAUCAACGCCCUUCAGAAGAAGCGAUGGCGGUUUUGGGAUGACCUUGAGCCUGAAAUCAAACAUGCUGCCAGUAUCCACAGGCUGCUCCAGUGCGAAUUCGAGCUGCGGGAGUGUACGCAGCGUGAGAUGGCCCUCAAAGACAAGCUGGCGGGCUAUCAGAAGAAACUUGACACUGAAGCAGGCCUGAUUCAGGAUAUAAAGGUGGAGCUGUUACAGGAGAAUAAACGCUACUGGGAACUGGAACUACAAUGGUGGGUGGUGAGAUCUGCCUUCCAGGAAUGCCCAUUUACUCAUGGAGUCAACUUCUGGCGGUCACACCCGAGAUGGUAUAUGCAUCGUGUGCUGCGUGAAGAUUGUGCAAGGAGAGGAGGAUGCUGUAGACGAGGGUGUGGGUGCUGCUCAAAUCGCCAGAAUUGGCCAGACCGGGAAUUCGCCGCGGGCCAUUGCACUUUUGAGUGUCAUUGUUGUGAGAAUGCCAGGGGCUUUGAGCUCAGCCAGGAGAAGAAAUCCUUCUACAACCAGAUUUUUGAUCUUGGUAAGGACAAUGGGUAUUUCUACCGGAUUAGUCAUUCCUCUUUGAUGGGACUCAUUCUAUAUAACGACGACAACCCGUUUGAUCUUAUUGACGACCCUCCACCAAAUUACGAGACUUCUUCCAGGACAUCUUGA